This is a messenger RNA of Cynocephalus volans (Philippine flying lemur), 5006 nucleotides long. RefSeq names its product myomesin 2 (gene MYOM2). The record is from RefSeq and is a predicted model, not a curated record. The transcript is spliced from 37 exons. Lineage: Eukaryota; Metazoa; Chordata; Mammalia; Dermoptera; Cynocephalidae. Gene Ontology annotation, molecular function: protein binding. The coding region runs from base 130 to 4527 and encodes 1465 amino acids.
CACAGGCACUUGGAGGAGAAAUUAGCUCUGCUCUCCUUAGCCAGAGCCUGGGUGGCCUGGUGAGCUGGUGGGCCAGAGCUCCCCUCUCUCCUCUCUGCCAUUUGCCUUUCUGUCUGGGAGUGCACAAAGAUGUCACUGGUAGCGGUACCCUUCUACCAAAAGAGACACAGACACUUUGACCAGUCAUAUCGUAAUAUUCAAACAAGGUACCUUCUGGAUGAAUAUAAGGCAAAAAAGCAAGCUUCAACCCAGUCAUCUACCCAGAAGUCUCUCACUCAGAAGUCAUCUUCGCAGAGAGCUUCCAACCAGACAUCUUUUGGAGGGACAACCUGUAGGCUCUGUGCAAAACGGCUGAGCACAUCAGAAGAGGAAGAGCACGAAAAUAAAAAAAGAUACCAAUCCCUGGUUGCUUCUUAUGGAGAGGCCAAGCGGGAGCGUUUUCUCAGUGAGCUGGCCCAGCUGGAAGAAAAUGUCCACCUGGCGCGCCUACACGCUCGCAACAAGCUGGACAAAUAUGCCAUCCAGCAGAUGGUGGAGGACAAGCUGGCCUGGGAAAGGCACUCGUUUGAAGAGCGGAUGAGCAGGGCCCCUGAGAUUCUGGUGCGGCUGAGGUCUCACACCGUCUGGGAGAGGAUGUCUGUGAAGCUCUGUUUUACUGUGCAAGGGUUCCCCACGCCUGUGGUGCAAUGGUACAAAGAUGGUAGUUUGAUUUGCCAGGCAGCUGAACCAGGAAAGUACAGAAUCGAGAGCAAGUAUGGUGUGCACACACUGGAGAUCAACAGGGCUGACUUUGAUGAUACUGCAACAUACUCGGCGGUGGCAACCAACAGCCACGGACAAGUGUCCACCAAUGCCGCUGUGGUGGUGAGAAGGUUCCGAGGGGAUGAGGAGCCCUUCCAUUCUGUGGGACUACCGAUUGGAUUGCCAUUGUCAUCUGUGAUUCCAUACAUGCACUUUGAUGUGCAGUUUUUGGAGAAAUUUGGGGUAACCUUCAGAAGAGAAGGUGAGACUGUCACUCUCAAGUGCACACUGUUGGUGACACCUGAACUGAAGAGAGUGCAGCCGCGGGCCGAAUGGUACCGGGAUGAUGUGCUCCUGAAAGAGUCGAAGUGGACAAAGAUGUUCUUUGGAGAAGGCCAGGCCUCCCUGUCCUUCAGCCACCUGAACAAGGACGACGAAGGCCUGUACACACUGAGGAUUGUGUCGCGAGGCGGAGUCAGCGACCACAGUGCCUUCCUGUUUGUCAGAGAUGCUGACCCAUUGGUCACAGGGGCUCCUGGAGCACCCAUGGACCUGAAGUGUCACGAUGCAAACCUAGAUUAUGUCAUUGUGACUUGGAAGCCACCCAAUACGACCACCGAGAGCCCUGUCAUUGGCUACUUCAUUGAUCGAUGUGAAGUGGGAACUAAUAAUUGGGUUCAGUGCAAUGACGCACCCGUGAAAAUCUGCAAAUACCCUGUAACUGGCCUUGUUGAAGGAAGGUCUUACAUAUUCCGCGUGAGGGCGGUCAAUAACGCAGGCAUCAGCCGACCUUCCAGAGUCUCUGAUGCAGUGGCUGCUCUCGCCCCUGUUGACCCCAAAAGAUUACAAGCAAUUCAUUUGGAGGGAGAGAAAGAUGUUGUAAUUUGUCAGGAUGACCUUGAAGGUGACGUUCAGAUCCCAGGACCUCCCACCAAUGUGCAUGCCUCAGAAAUCAGCAGAAACUACGUCGUCCUCAGCUGGGAGCCCCCCACUCCCCGCGGCAAGGACCCCCUCAUGUACUUCAUCGAGAAGUCCAUGGUUGGAAGUGGCAGCUGGCAGCGGGUCAACGCCCAGACGGCUGUGAGGUCCCCUCGAUAUGCCGUCUUUGAUCUGGCUGAAGGGAAAUCAUACGUGUUCCGAGUGUUGUCAGCAAAUAAGCAUGGCUUGAGUGACCCAUCGGAAGAAACUCCACCCAUUCAGGCACAGGAUACAAUUGUUGUUCCUUCUGCUCCUGGUCGGGUACUUGCUUCACGGAACACCAAGACGUCGGUCGUGGUACAGUGGGACAGGCCAAAAAAUGGGGAGGAUCUACUGGGCUACUACGUGGACUGCUGUGUGGCAGGAACCAAUAUCUGGGAGCCCUGCAACCACAAGCCCAUUGGAUACAACAGGUUUGUUGUGCAUGGCUUAACAACUGGAGAGCAGUACAUCUUCCGAGUUAAAGCUGUCAAUGCUGUGGGGAUGAGUGAAAAUUCCCAAGAAUCUGACGUCAUUAAAGUCCAGGCUGCCCUCACUGUCCCAUCCCAUCCUUACGGAGUUACGCUUCUGAACUGUGACGGCCAUUCCAUGACCCUUGGCUGGAAGGUGCCUAAAUUCAGCGGAGGCUCAGCCAUCCUGGGUUAUUAUAUAGACAAGCGUGAAGCUCAUCAUAAAAACUGGCAUGAGGUCAAUUCUUUACCUGUCCAAGAGAGGAUCCUAACGGUGGAGGGCUUGACAGAAGGCGCAUUAUAUGAGUUCAGAAUUGCUGCUGCCAACGUGGUGGGGAUUGGGCAGCCUUCGGACCCCAGUGAGCACUUCAAGUGCGAGGCCUGGACAGCGCCAGAACCCGGUCCUGCCUAUGACUUGACAUUCUGCGAGGUCAGGGAUACAUCACUGGUCAUGCUGUGGAAAGCCCCAGUAUAUUCUGGUAGCAGUCCUGUUUCUGGAUAUUUUGUGGAUUUUAGAGAAGAGGAUUCCGGAGAAUGGAUCACUGUAAAUGAGGCAGCAACUGCAAAUCGUUAUUUAAAGGUCUGUGACCUGCAGCAAGGUAAAACCUACGUCUUCAGAGUCCGGGCAGUAAAUGCAAGUGGAGUGGGGAAGCCAUCGGACACAUCGGAGCCAGUUCUUGUAGAGGCUAGACCCGGCACCAAGGAAAUCAGUGCUGGCGUUGAUGAAGACGGCAAUAUCUACCUGAGUUUUGACUGCCAGGAAAUGACAGAUGCCUCUCACUUCACUUGGUGUAAAUCCUACGAGGAGAUUGCAGACAAGGAGAGGUUUAAUAUUGAAACUGUAGGGGAUCAUUCGAAGUUGUACUUUAAGAAUCCAGAUAAAGUGGAUUUAGGGACCUAUUCUGUGUCUGUGAGUGAUACGGAUGGAGUGUCCUCCAGUUUUGUUUUGGAUGAAGAAGAGCUUGAGCGUUUGAAGGCACUAAGCAAUGAAAUAAAGAAUCCCACGAUUCCUCUGAAAUCAGAAUUAGCUUAUGAGAUUUUUGAUAAGGGCCAGGUUCGCUUCUGGCUGCAGGCUGAGCACUUAUCACCAGAUGCCAGCUACAGAUUUAUUAUUAAUGACAGAGAAGUCUCUGACAGUGAGAAACACAGAAUUAAAUGUGACAAAUCAACUGGCAUUAUUGAGAUGGUAAUGGAUCGAUUUUCCAUUGAAAACGAAGGCACCUACACUGUGCAGAUUCAUGAUGGGAAAGCUAAAAAUCAAUCUUCCCUGGUUCUUAUUGGAGAUGCAUUCAAGGCCAUUCUAGAACAGGCUGAAUUUCAAAGAAAAGAAUUUCUCAGGAAACAAGGUCCUCAUUUUGCUGAGUAUUUGCACUGGGAUGUUACACAAGAAUGCGAAGUUCGACUUGUUUGUAAGGUUGCAAACACCAAGAAAGAAACAGUUUUCAAAUGGCUCAAGGAUGACGUUCUAUAUGAAAAUGAAAAAUUGCCUGACUUGGAGAAGGGAGUGUGUGAGCUACUCAUACCAAAGUUGUCAAAGAAGGACCAUGGUGAAUACAAGGCAACUUUGAAAGAUGAGAGAGGUCAGGAUGUAUCUAUCCUUGAAAUAGCUGGCAAAGUGUAUGAGGAUAUGAUUUUGGCAAUGAGUAGAGUCUGUGGAGCAUCUGCUUCUCCACUGAAGGUUCUGUGCACCCCAGAAGGAAUAAGACUUCAGUGUUUCAUGAAGUAUUUUACAGAAGAAAUGAAAGUGAACUGGUACCACAAAGAUGCCAAGAUUUCUUCAAGUGAGCAUAUGAGAAUUGGAGGGAAUGAGGAGAUGGCCUGGCUGCAGAUCUGUGAACCUACGGAGAAGGACAAAGGAAAAUACACUUUUGAGAUUUUUGAUGGCAAAGAUAACCAUCAACGCUCACUCGACCUAUCUGGACAAGCUUUUGAUGAAGCAUUUGCAGAAUUCCAGCAACUCAAGGCUGCCGCAUUUGCAGAGAAGAAUCGUGGCAGGGUGCUUGGGGGUUUGCCUGAUGUGGUUACCAUAAUGGAAGGCAAGACCUUGAAUCUGACCUGCACGGUGUUUGGAAAUCCUGACCCCGAAGUGGUUUGGUUCAAGAAUGACAUGGACAUCGAGCUCAGUGAACACUUCUCUGUGAAGGUGGAACAGGCCAAGUACGUCAGCAUGACCAUCAAAGGGGUGACCUCUGAGGACUCAGGGAAGUACAGCAUCAAUGUCAAGAACAAAUAUGGAGGAGAAAAAAUUGACCUCACCGUCAGCGUGUACAAACACGGGGAAAAGAUACCAGAUGUUUUACCGCCCCAGCAGGCAAAACCAAAGCUCAUCCCAGCAUCCACCUCAACACCAGGCCAAUGAAAGAAUUUUUUCCAGUUUGGAGAUAGGAAAAAAUGCUUGGAAGUCAUAGGAAUGCUGUGUGUUUGCUCCAAAUGAAUGGCUAUAAUCUGAGUGACGUCAUGUGUGGGCAAAGAGUUGAUCAUACAUUAUGCUUUUAAUUUUUGCAUUUGGUGAUUAUUGUUUUAUAUCUGUCUAAGGCGAAAAGCUAAGGUUUUCAUGAGGCUAAACAACAUAUUUAUAGGAGGGUAAAUGACAGACACCUGGUAGAGAAUGGGUGGAAAGAGGACAGCUAACAUUUUCGUGGAUGUGGGCAUGUGGAAGUGGUACCCACAAGUAGCAUGUGACUGUCUGCAAAGUUACUGUCCAUACUGUAGUGGUGACCUUUGGUGCUGGCAAGAUCUAGCAGCUCUGAAAUCUUGACUGUGGAGCCUUUGAAGUGUGUGUUACCUGGUUACACUCUGGUUUCUCUUGUUUUAGGCUAAUAAAACUUUAAAAGGCAA